Molecule: messenger RNA, 3623 nt
Organism: Morus notabilis
Lineage: Eukaryota; Viridiplantae; Streptophyta; Magnoliopsida; Rosales; Moraceae
Product: probable boron transporter 2
Exons: 12
Coding region: 1234-3408 (724 amino acids)
Biological process (GO): monoatomic anion transport; transmembrane transport; monoatomic ion homeostasis
Cellular component (GO): plasma membrane
Molecular function (GO): solute:inorganic anion antiporter activity
Source: RefSeq, a predicted model, not a curated record
UGCUUAGUCACCAUACACUACUUCUUCCUCAUUCAUUCACGCGAAAAUCCUUCUCCAUUUGCAUUUGCAGAAGUUUGUUCACCCAAAACAAAUCUUCUCACAAUCUCUUCUUCUUCUUCUCCUCAUUUAUUGCCUCAUUAAUCAGAAUCUGUUUUCUGGGUACAUCUCAUCUCACUCUCUCUCUCUCUCUCUCUCUCUCUCUCUCUCUCUCUUUCUCUCUUUCUCUCUUUCUCUCUCCUCCCUUACAUUUUUACUUCUCCUUUCAGCCUCUGCCUAUGUAACUGCUGCUUCCUUUCUUGUUUUUCUUGUUCUCAAUAAUGUAAUAUUCGUCUCAGCAUUUCUUAUCUUUUUGUUGAAUGCCCAUUUGCUCAAAACUGCUAUAAGUUGUCUCUAUUACAGUUCCACUCAUGGGUUCUCGCUAAUUUUUCAUUUCUUUUCUGUGAAUGCCCAUUUGCUUCAAAUUGCUCUAAACACUCCCAAAUGCAGUUUUCCACAAUGGGUUUUCGUUAAUUUCCUUGUUCUUCCUCUAAAACAAGUUUCAAGCUUUACUCCAAAAGUGCUAGUUUUAGCCAUUAUAUUAUUUAUAUACCAUGUAACUGAUUUCUUUUAGCAAGUUUCUGCAUUUGAUGAAAAGGAGGCUUUUUUCUCUUAUGGUCAUUUUUAUGUGAUUAAAGAGAGGUAAUGGAUCUAUGCUUUAUCCUAGUUAACCGCUAAUUAUUUGAUCUGAACUUAUGGAGAGUUGUUUAUUCCGUUAAUACUCAACUUCCUUUUCAGUUUCACAAUGAAUUCCAUUCGCUAAUUUGGUUGCGUUAUCCAAGAUAUGGCAUCCAAGUAAUUUCUUUUUUUUUUAUUUCUCUAAUCUAUUUUUUGUUCUUCAUAUCACACACCAAUUAUUUGAUCUAAUUUCCUUGCUCAAAUGUAAAUUUCUUCCACUUUAUUGAUUCAUUCUUUUAAGGACCUCACCAAGGGUCUGAUAUAAUUCAAGAACUAAUGAAUCUAACAUUCUUCUUUCCCGCUUUUUUAACCCUUCAAAAUCCCACUAUGAUGAAGUAGUUCUUGUUUCUCUGCCCACAAUUUUUGCAUAUAAAUCCUCCCUAUGCAAAUUUAAGUACUUUUAUUGGCCUCUCGAGUCCCUUGGAAUUUGGAUCUUUACGUUAAUUUCCCUGUUUAUUUUGUUUUCUCAUACAAAUCCCACCAAAAAAAAAAAAGAAUCUAUUAUAUUUUUACUUACUCAUGGAAGAAACAUUUGUUCCCUUCCGGGGGAUCAAGAAUGACCUUAGAGGAAGGCUUUUGUGCUACAAGCAAGACUGGACUGGUGGCCUUAAAGCGGGUAUCAGGAUCUUGGCUCCAACGACCUACAUAUUCUUUGCUUCAGCAAUUCCAGUCAUAUCCUUUGGGGAGCAGUUGGAAAGAGAUACAAAUGGAACUCUCACGGCAGUACAAACUCUUGCAUCAACGGCACUUUGCGGUAUCAUCCACUCAAUUUUUGGAGGACAGCCCUUGCUCAUUCUAGGAGUGGCUGAGCCCACAGUUUUGAUGUAUACAUUCAUGUUCAACUUUGCCAAGGACAGAAAGGAUUUAGGGCAGGAGCUGUUCUUGGCAUGGACUGGAUGGGUAUGUGUGUGGACGGCCCUUUUGCUCUUCCUGUUGGCUAUUCUAGGCGCGUGCUCGAUAAUCAAUAGGUUUACUCGCCUUGCUGGUGAAUUGUUCGGACUGCUAAUUGCUAUGCUUUUUAUGCAACAAGCCAUAAGGGGAGUUGUUGAGGAGUUUCGUGUGCCCAAAAGGGAAAAUCCCAAUCAGACUGCACUUGAACCUGCGUGGCGAUUUGGAAAUGGAAUGUUCGCACUGGUUCUAUCCUUUGGCCUUCUUCUUACUGCACUGAGAAGCCGUAAAGCUAGAUCAUGGCGUUAUGGUACUGGUAGGCUAAGGGGAUUUAUUGCGGAUUAUGGAGUUCCACUUAUGGUGCUUAUAUGGACUGGUGUAUCUUACAUACCAGUUAAUGAUGUCCCCAAAGGACUCCCACGACGGCUUUUUAGUCCAAAUCCAUGGUCUCCGGGUGCAUACUCGAAUUGGACAGUCAUAAAGGAAAUGGUUAAUCUUCCUCCGUUAUAUAUAAUUGGAGCAUUUAUACCAGCAACUAUGAUUGCAGUGCUUUACUACUUUGAUCACAGUGUUGCAUCUCAACUUGCUCAACAGAAGGAAUUUAAUCUGAAGAAACCAACUUCUUACCAUUAUGACCUUCUUCUUUUGGGCUUUCUGGUCAUUCUAUGUGGGCUUAUUGGCAUUCCUCCUGCAAAUGGUGUAAUACCUCAAUCCCCUAUGCACACCAAAAGUUUAGCUACUCUUAAACAUCAGCUGUUGCGGAAUAAACUUGUAUCGGCAGCACGAAAAAGUAUAUCUAAAAACUCAAACCUGAGUCAAUUAUACCGGAGCAUGCAAGAGGCCUAUGAUGAAAUGCAGACUCCACUAGCCUACCAAAUUCCACCUGCCCUGGGACUUAAAGAACUCAAAGAAUCCACUAUCCAACUGGCCGAGAACACUGGCUACAUCGGCGCCCCUGUUGAUGAGACUGUCUUUGAUGUGGACAAGGAUAUUGAUGACCUUUUGCCUGUUGAAGUUAAAGAGCAGCGCCUCAGCAAUUUACUACAGGCAUUGAUGGUUGGUGGUUGUGUUGCUGCUAUGCCUCUUCUGAAGAAGAUUCCGACUUCGGUCCUUUGGGGUUACUUUGCUUUCAUGGCAAUAGAAAGCUUGCCUGGAAAUCAAUUCUGGGAGAGGAUAUUGUUGCUUUUGACCGCUCCAAGUCGAAGAUACAAAGUGCUGAAGAAGUAUCACGCAACAUUUGUGGAGACCGUACCCUUCAAAGCAAUUGCCUGUUUCACCUUGUUCCAGACAGUUUACUUGCUAGUUUGUUUUGGGCUAACAUGGAUCCCAAUUGCUGGGGUGCUCUUCCCAUUGUUGAUCAUGCUUCUUGUCCCGGUGAGGCAGUAUUUUCUCCCCAAGUUUUUCAAGGGAGCUCACCUUCAAGACUUGGAUGCUGCGGAAUACGAGGAAGCCCCUGCCAUUGCUUUCAACAUGUCAUUUGAAAAUCAGGAUCUUCAGUCAAGAACAAAUAACGUUGACAGCGCGGAAGUACUUGAUGAAAUUAUCACAAGAAGCCGUGGAGAGAUCCGCCGAUCGCAGAGUCCAAAAGUGACAAGUUCAACCCCAUCCAUAGAGGACAUAAAAUCUGUUUAUAGCCCAAGGUUGUCACAGAGAGUGUACAGCCCACGUCUAAAUGAACUGAGAGGCGAAGGAAGCCCCCGGUCGCCUGGGAAGGAACUUCAAGUAAAGCUGACUCCAAGUCCUGGACUAUCUAUCCUUGGAAAAGGCAUUCAUGGUUCUUCUUCUUCUGCAGGCCAAAUACCAUAAGUUUGUGAUUCUGGUGAGUUUGGUUGUUAAUGGUUCUCGAGAGGUUCUACAUUAUGCAUAUAUAGCUAGGUAUUGUCUUUUAAUGAAUGUGUUUCUAAGUUCUAACCUUCCGCAUAUAGUAUACUCAAUCAUUUGUAUGGGUUUAUCUCCCUUGUGAGUUGGGCAGAGGACAUGUUAUUAUAAUGGAAAAGUACUUUUACCCUUUGUUUUGUUUU